GCUUUGAUAUAAAAUCAUUGCUCUAAGGUGAGGUUCAUUCACUGUCGACUGCUAUUACUCGCAAAAUGUCUGAUAAAUCAGAAACUUCCAAGAUUUCUUUGCCAGCUAACGGGAAGAAAGAAAGCAAAGAAGCGAACAUCGUGGAUAGCGGUGCCGAGAGCCUUAGCACUAAAUUAAGCAGCCUACCCAUUGUAACGUCCUCUCUUCAAAGCGUCUCUGAGACCUGUCACUACAUUAAAAAAUCUAAUUCCCUCGUCAAAUAUGGUUUUGAAAUGGCCGAGAAAGCACUCUGUACUGGUAAAGCUGUUCUUGAAUCGAAACCGCUCGCACCGAUAACAAAUUUGGCUAUAGACCAAGUUUGCAACUUGGACAAAGAAGCUGGAAGUGUUGUCGACAAGCUUUGGAACUCUGAUGAGAAAGUCGAAAAACCGCGCAUCUGUGAAACCAAAGACGAACAGCAAGAUGCUCCAACUCCAGCAAACAUAGACGUUGUAGUGCAAGAGGAAUCAUCGUUUUACUUCAUGUGCAAGACCAUUGUGCGAAUGACUGCCUUUGUAGUAUGGAUGAAGUUCAAAGUCCUGUCUUUCUUCGUUUACUUGCCAUGGACUAUACCGAGUUACAUGUUCUGGACUAUCAUUGGUUUUCUGGGAUUUGGCAGUUGUGAGGAACGCGGUCAAAAGCGAAAGGACAGAGGCUCAAUGUCAGGCGAAUCAACUUGCAUGGAGCCUUCUAACGUGAAACGUAAAUAUGGCGAUCGUCAAAGUACGUCAUCUGAAGAGGGAACUUUGAUACAGAUCUACAGUACUAACUACGUCGGUCGUAAAGAUCCUGACUAUGUUCCGGAGGAGCACGAGACGGAGGAAAGUAGCGAAGAUUCCGGAAAUGAGGAAGAGAAGGAAGAGCAAAGGAAGGAAGCUCUCCACCUGACUGAUCAAAUGGUUAAAGAAGGUAUACCUCUAUGUAAAGAAAUAAAAGCGAAUAUGAAAGAGAUUGAAAAGAAAAUGAAUAAGAAAGCGAAUGAUGCUCCUUCCUUGUCGGGGACUGGUAUCGAAAAUUUGGCAACGAAACCUCCCACCGGCAAGCCAACCGUAGCUAAGGAAUCGAUAGAGAAAGUCAGCAAUCGCAAUGCUAGUCCCAUGGAGGAAAUUUCUUUAAAAGAACACAGCAGUGAGGCUAAAGAAGAAAGCCUGGGAACAGAAAAAGCGGAAGCAGAAGUAGAAAAGGGUGGGAAAGAGAUCGACCAAACUCGCAAAUCGAGGCGCAGCUCCAAAUCCCCGCUUCUCGAGAGGCUUUUGUCGCCGGGACGUAGAAGUCGCCGAAGUAAAAAGGACAAAGCAAAACCUGAAUCUGAAACUACCGAAAUAUCGGACGAAGUAUCAAAGAAAUCAGACGAAAGUACAAAAUCAAAAGCUCUUUCAGCAAGUCCUACGGCAUCGUCUGACAAUGCAAAAACGCCAAAGAAACACGACGAUACUUCAAAGUCUGAUGUAAAAGAAGAGAAUGCUUCACUAAUGAAGGGAGGACCAGAGAAAUCGGAAAUCCCCGUAAGUCCUUCAGAGCUUGAGACAAAGGCAUCCACUGCUCAGGUUGUCAAUGAAUCUCUAAGAGCUGCCUCUGGUCCUUUUGAUGUCUUCAAAUUUGGAAAAAAAUCGAAGUGAUUUAUUAGUUCUAACAGAUUAAAUUAAAAAUAUUGACAGAAAAUAUAUUUCAAAUCCCUAUCAAUAGUGCAAUAUGUAUGUAAGCAGUUCAAAAUAUGAAGAUAAAACCAAAUUAUGUAGUAAAAUGUUAAAAAUUUA
This is a messenger RNA of Xenia sp. Carnegie-2017, 1796 nucleotides long. Its product is annotated as eukaryotic translation initiation factor 5B-like. NCBI's taxonomy places the organism in Eukaryota, Metazoa, Cnidaria, Anthozoa, Malacalcyonacea, Xeniidae. The coding region runs from base 66 to 1658 and encodes 530 amino acids. The transcript has 6 exons. The record is from RefSeq and is a predicted model, not a curated record.